CCGGUCGUGUCAUCCUGCUCCCCUCUCUCCCUGAUCCUCAAUCACAUCUCCCCAGCAACGAACGCAACAGCCCGCUCCGCUCCCUGACGCCCCGCAAUGUCGAGUGAUCCCGAGGCGGGCCAGCAUCACGACCAACUGCCAGAGACCGAGCCAGAGCCGAGUCCGAUCACCACGACAGCAUUGUCGCCUUCUCUGGACGCCCUGCUCUCGCCCACAGAGGCUGGCGCACACUUCCCUAUGCGCGAGUCCGUCGCUGCCUCCGACGCGACCGACGACGAUGCACGUUUCUCGACCGUUGCGCUCACCAGCACCCGCGAUAGCUUCAGCUCAAUGCGGCUGUCAGUCGGCUCCGAUGAGUUCGAUGGCGACUCGAUAGAGGACAGAAGGAAGACGAUUGCCGUGGGCUCUCUGGACCUGAACGCUGCUGCAGGUCUCGUGGGACAGCAAGAGGUGCGGACGCACAAGAAGACUGCUUCCACUUCGACCAUCCUGUCUGGACGGUCCAUUUCGCUCAUGAUCGCCGACAGCGAUGAGGGUUCCAGGAGAAGCAGCAUUGAAGGACAACACAUCAUACAGGAAAAGUUUGCUCGCAAGCACGACGACUUGGAGGAAGAAGAGAACUCCGUAGAUUGGGGUGCGUGGUACUUCCGAGCGGGAAUCAUCGACCCGGAGCUCGAGAGCACGUAUUUGCGGCUGCUUAAGGAGAUAAGCCCUCACGAGAAGGCCAUCACACGAGAUCUUGGAAGAACAUUCCCUCAGCAUGCAUUCUUCACGGAUGGUCGCGGCAUCGGCCAGGAAAACCUGUUCAACGUACUCAAAGCCUACUCUCUGUACGAUCCGCAAGUUGGAUUCUGCCAGGGAUUGCCCUUUGUCGCUGCAAUAUUGCUGUUGUAUAUGCCGGAUGAAGAAGCGUUCUGCCUGCUGGUCAGGCUCAUGUACUCGUACGAUCUCCGAGGACACUUCCUCCCUGACAUGCCCAAGCUGCAACUGAGAAUAUUUGAGCGCCUUGUCGAAGAACACGCCCCCGUGUUGCACGUCCACUUCCUGCGGGAACGGAUCAAGUCGAGCAUGUACUGCUCGCAGUGGUUCAUGACCAUGUUCAGCACUCGUUUGCCAAUGGACGUGGUUUUCCGAAUAUACGACAACUGUCUGGCGAGUGGUAUCGAGGCACUGUUUUCAUUCGGCCUCGCACUGCUGCUGAAAAACGAGACGACCCUGCUCUCGCUCACUUUCGAUCAGCUCGUCACGUUCCUUAAUAACCAGAUUUUCGAUGUUUACCAAGUCGUAUCCUCGUCAUCAACAGAAGGCGGAAGCGAUGGAGAAGAAGAGAAGAAGGACGUCAAGUAUGAUACCGAUCAAUUCGUGGUGGACGCACUUUCCUUGAAGAUCACGUCGUUCAUGCUCGAUUCGUACGCUCACGAGUAUGAAGAGCUCGUCCGGACAAAGAACGCACAUGCAAUUGAGAUGGAUGCUCUCCGGAACAGCAAUCGUAAUCUUUCCGUUCAAGUAAAAACCCUGGAGUCAAGUCUCGCGCAGCUCAACACCGAGCAUUGCGAACUUCUCACCGAACUGGUCAGGGCACGCCUUAGGCACGAGGAGCUGGAGUCCGAGCUUGUCAGGUAUAAGCUGCUAUAUGCGGAGGCGAUGCACAAAAGUGAAGACGCGAUGUCGUCGCACCGGAUUUCUCUUGCGGCCAGCAAGAGAGGAAGUGGGAGCACUGGCUGAUGGUUACGAGGAUCCUUUCGUGCAGUCACAUCUGAAGCAUUUUUUCUAUCAUUCAUCAGGCAUUCGACAUGUGUACAUUAUCAUCAUUCCCUUAGUCAGGGAACGAAUCCAUCUAACUAGGUCAGCUG
Molecule: messenger RNA, 1853 nt
Organism: Laetiporus sulphureus 93-53
Lineage: Eukaryota; Fungi; Basidiomycota; Agaricomycetes; Polyporales; Laetiporaceae
Product: RabGAP/TBC
Exons: 11
Coding region: 97-1725 (542 amino acids)
Source: RefSeq, a predicted model, not a curated record